AUGGAUGCUCUGGGAUGGAAACCGUUGGCCAAGAUUGGCGGAGGAAGAUUUUCGGAUAUUUACAGAGUUUUGAAAAGCGAUUCGGAAAAUAAUAGUGCUAAUAAUGAAGAGCAACAGCUGUUUGCUUUGAAGCUAGUUGAUCCUGAUGAUGAAAAGCCUCCGCAUAAUAUUAGAAAUGAAAUAAAGAUACUUUCUGACUUGAAAAACGCAAAAGAAGGUCAAGACGCCGUAAUUCCAAAUGUUAUCAAUUUGAUCAGUGUUUCAUCUAACAAUAUUGAAUACGGACUACUUUUCCCAUUGCUUGAUAUGACUUUGAAUCAUGUGAUCAAAAGCCACAUUAAAUCACGUACAAUUUUCAAUUCUGAUGGUACAAUGAAAAUGAGAAAAGUGAAUACAAUUCCUAUCGAUAGCGCGUUCAAGAUAGUUGUCGGCUUAAUGAAGGGGUUAGAUUGGAUUCAUAAGAACGGAGUAAUCCACCGUGAUAUUAACCCGAACAAUAUCUUAUUUGGCAGAGAAAAUCCUGAGAUGCCAGUGAUUAUAGACUUUGGAAUAUCCUACCAAGAACCAUAUAACAAUGGGCUUGAAAAGCCAAAUAAAAAAUUCACUGAUAUAGCGACUGGAAUAUACAAGGCACCCGAAUUACUCCUUUCUAAACGUGACUACUCCAACAAAGUGGACAUGUGGGCCGUCGGUAUUCUAAUUACAGUAAUUUUAAGCAAAGAUGGGAAACCAAUUUUUGAGCAAGAUUCGAUGUACAGUGAUUUGGUUUUACUUUCCAAUAUACUUGCAACAUUUGGCUCUCCUCCAUCAGAUUGGUCUGAUUGUAAAGGCCUAACUUCAUUUGACUCUUUAAAUCGCACAUUUUUCACCAAAUCUCCCAAACCGCUAGAAGAAAUUGUGCCUCGACUCUUUGAGGAACCGGAAACUCUAAGUUCUUCAAAAUUACAAAAGACUAUUACUGGCUUAACCAAAUACGAAACCAGUGAGAGGCUCUCGGCACAUGAUGCAUUGGCCAUCCUCCUUUGCUAA
This is a messenger RNA of Pichia membranifaciens NRRL Y-2026, 1029 nucleotides long. RefSeq lists its product as hypothetical. The record is from RefSeq and is a predicted model, not a curated record. Gene Ontology annotation, molecular function: cyclin-dependent protein serine/threonine kinase activity; ATP binding. NCBI's taxonomy places the organism in Eukaryota, Fungi, Ascomycota, Pichiomycetes, Pichiales, Pichiaceae. The transcript has a single exon. Bases 1 to 1029 code for a protein of 342 amino acids. Gene Ontology annotation, cellular component: nucleus. Gene Ontology annotation, biological process: regulation of mitotic cell cycle; protein phosphorylation.